Chrysochloris asiatica (Cape golden mole) is the source of this 837-nucleotide messenger RNA. RefSeq names its product nuclear receptor-binding factor 2-like. The transcript is spliced from 3 exons. Gene Ontology annotation, biological process: autophagy. The record is from RefSeq and is a predicted model, not a curated record. Bases 1 to 837 code for a protein of 278 amino acids. NCBI's taxonomy places the organism in Eukaryota, Metazoa, Chordata, Mammalia, Afrosoricida, Chrysochloridae.
AUGAACCCGGGCGCUGCCGCACCCCUUCCUCGGGCCUCCGCUUACCCCGGGGUCUAUGGAAGUAAUGGAAGGACCCCUCAACCUGCAUACCUUUCCGAAGCCAUGAAGCUGACACAGUCUGAGCAGGCUCAUUUGUCACUGGAACUGCAAAGGGAUAGCCACAUGAAACAGCUCCUGCUCAUCCAGGAGAGAUGGAAGAGGGCCAGGCGUGAGGAAAGGUCCAAAGCCCAGCAGAACAUAGACAAGGAUGGGGCUUCCCAACUUCAGGCAUCUCACAAGCCCUCUGCUGAGGAUGCGGAUGGCCAGAGUCCCCUUCUCUAUCAGAGGUGCAGCCCUUCUUCAGAGAAACUCCUGCCUGAAAUUCAGGGCGUCUUUGAUAGGGAUCCAGACACACUCUUGUUUUUACUUCAGCACAAGAGUGAGCUCCCAGAGCCUCGCAUUGGGAGCAAGGCCCCGAAAGAUGAUAAAACAAUUAUAGAGGAGCAGGCCACGAAAAUUGCUGAUUUGAAGAAGCACGUUGAGUUCCUUGUGGCUGAGAAUGAAAGAUUGAGGAAAGAAAAUAAACAACUAAAAGCUGAAAAAGCCAGACUUCUAAAAGGUCCAAUAGAAAAGGAGUUGGAUGUUGAUGCUGAUUUUGUGGAGAAAUCAGAGCUGUGGAGCUUGCCGCCGCCUUCAGACACGGCUGCAGCCUCUUCAACCUGGCAGAAGUUUGCAACCAACACCGGGAAAGCCAAGGACAUUCCAAUUCCCAAUCUCCCUCCCUUGGAUUUUCCAUCUCCAGAACUUCCCCUUCUAGAGCUUUCUGAGGAUAUUCUGAAAGGACUUAUGAAUAACUAA